Messenger RNA from Coregonus clupeaformis (lake whitefish), 4299 nucleotides. RefSeq names its product storkhead-box protein 1-like. Gene Ontology annotation, cellular component: nucleus; cytoplasm. The transcript is spliced from 4 exons. The coding region runs from base 174 to 3758 and encodes 1194 amino acids. The record is from RefSeq and is a predicted model, not a curated record. NCBI's taxonomy places the organism in Eukaryota, Metazoa, Chordata, Actinopteri, Salmoniformes, Salmonidae. Gene Ontology annotation, molecular function: DNA-binding transcription activator activity, RNA polymerase II-specific; RNA polymerase II transcription regulatory region sequence-specific DNA binding. Gene Ontology annotation, biological process: positive regulation of transcription by RNA polymerase II.
UACAGGCACAGCUCACAGCCACUGUCGGAAUGUUUUACAAAUUCUAGCGUUCAAAGGAGAGUAUGGGGGAGUAGCAUCACUUUAUGAGUUGGAAGAAGAGCUUCGAUCUUUGAUGGUGCCUGUAGCAUGAUAUUUCUCACCUGGAAUCGAGCAAAUCCGACAUAACAACGAAAAUGUCACAACAACAGCGGAUCGUCCAACUGUCGACCGCCUCGCUCGCGCUGGUCUUCUGCAAUGACGAGGAGUGCUCGAUAGCCACGGGUGGAGGGAAAUACAACGCUGCAAGCGGGCAGGAGAUUUUUGCGGAUUUUAAAGCGCAAAAUCUGCGCAGUUUUUGGAAUAAAAGACUUGUGAAAGCUAUAGCUGAAGUUUACUUUCAAGGAUGGAUGGAGAAUUUGGUGUUGUUCGUCCAUGGGAAUGCCAACAACAUAGAGGUGCUGAGGGAAGCUUGGAUGCGCAGAGCGCUGAGGUCACCCAAAGGGUUUGUCAUCAAAGCAGUGGGUGACCUGUCCCUAGUGCAGAUGUCUGCAGUGGCCCAGUCUCAGUUCAUCCCUCUAGCCGAGGUCCUCUGCUGUGUCAUCUCUGACAUGAACUCCUCCAACAUCACCGUCAACCAGGAAGCCCUCAUCAGUCACAUGACCAAGGCUCACCCAGGUAUGACCAUCCCUACUCAGGACAUCCUGUACAAUGCUCUGGGAUCGUUGAUCAAAGAGAGGAAGAUCUACCACACAGGAGAGGGCUAUUUCAUUGUCACUCCUCAGACCUACUUCAUCACCAACAGCCUGGUGAGAGAGAAGAGCUGGUGGACCUCAGGGUCUGGAGCCAACGAGCUGCCCUCCCCUCCCCCCAUCACCUACCUGCUCAGUAAUGACACCCUGGAGAGCCACCCACAGCCCCCUCUGGUGGCCCACUGCAAGUCCUGCAGUUGCUUUGCCCCUGCCCAGAAAGUGACCAAUGCUGCUACUACGGCCACUACAGCCGCCCUCCCAGACCAGCACUCGGUUUCUGUUUCUUUUAGCGAAUGCACAGGGAAGAGCCUGAAGUGGCCCCGGGACCACAAGCCUCAAGUCCAGCACCAGUCGACCUCGACGGCCGCAGACUACCAGGCUAGCGAGGUCAGCAAGACCACUACGGCUACCACCGCCGCCGCCAGCCGCAAGGACAAAGACAAAGAUGGCAAGGAGAAACCGGGGAGGAGGUUUGGCCUCAGCCUCUUCAGGAGGAACGGAGGGAAGAAGGAGAAAGUGAAGAAAGAGUACGCCUCGUUCUCGGGUCAGUUCCCUCCGGAGGAGUGGCCGGUGAGGGACGAGGAGGAUCUGAACAAUCUGCCCAGAGACCUGGAGCACGCCAUCAUCAGACGCAUCAACCCUGAGCUCACUGUGGACAACCUGACACGCCACACUGUACUAAUGAAGAAACUGGGGGAGAGAGGGACUGAAACAGAAAGACGAGGGGAAAGAGGGGUGGAAAGGGAUAGAGGGUUGGACAAGGGGGACAGGAUAGACAGAGGGGACAAGGUUGUGGACAAGGGCAUGUCCACUGAGAUCCUGACGAGCUCCAAGUCCAGACACCACCACUCCUCCCGGCCCGGAGCAGGGGCUGGGGGCAGGAGAUCUACUUCCAAGGCCUCUCGCAGCAAGAGGACCCAUUCCUCCGGGGAGAAACAGAGAGACAGGCUGAAGACUAAGGCCCCAGUGUGUGUGGAUGUGGACCCAGACAGGGAUGACCUGGUCCCCUCUCGCCUCAGACCAGAGGUCCCUAUCCAUGAACCAAACCACAGAGAGGAUCCAGGAGCGGUGGAGGGGAAAAGCCUCUAUAAGAAACGCAUUGACAACCCCUUUGAGGGUCAACCAUCUGCGAAAGAUACAGCCACAACCCAGACUGUGGCCCCUAGCAUGACCCACAAAGAACAGAGGAGGAGAGAGGGAAAGGAAGUGAAGGAGGGGAAAGAGGGGAAGACUUCAGGAGGAGGGAGGAGAGAACGUGCGGGACACCGCUCCAAAUCCUGGGACCCGCACAAAGAGACCGCUGAUGACACAGAGCAUGCUGGGAAGUCUCGUACAACCGAGGACAGGUCAUGUGACCGUCUCCACGAGAGGGUGUUCACCACCGACCUCCUCCUCUUGCACCCCUCUGUCACCAAACCCCCCAGAGAAUUACCGUCAGACUACAGCUCGGCAUACCCCCAGAGCAGCACCCUAAGGAUAGACGACAAGGUUAGAAAUCAGAGGGAGAGGAAGAACAGAGGGAGGAAGAGCAGGGAGGGAGGGAAGGAGAAGGAGGGAGAGGAUAGGAUGACACAGCAAGCAGAAUAUGGCAGUACAACAGACCACAGACACCCAGCAGUAACACGCCAAACCCUGGACUCUGAUGCUAUCCUCCCUAGUACCCACCUCUAUGACCCAGUCCCUGCCCACCUGUGCGACCCGGCCGUGCCCUGGCCAAAGCCUGCUGUGCAUCGCAGGCACUCCUUCAAACACACAGACACACAGGGAGACCUAACCCACAGGCCUGACCUGCUCUCCUCUCACCAACAGGCCUGCAGUACCACCCAUAACCAGCAGGGGCUGGUACACAGCAGCGUUGGCAGUAGAGAGCACAGGAGUCCAGGGCAUGGAAAGGGGGACAUUGAUGGGUUAAUGGUGGAGAGUAAUGGCUUUAUGAUAGAGAGUGUUGAGUUUAUAGAAGAUGAUCACAGGCUUUACCAGAGAGCAGAGGAAGAAGAUGAGGAUGCCUGUAGUUCUCUGUAUCUGAGUGAGGAGGGAGUCAUUGACAACAGAGAGGGCUAUCAAACAUGCAUGUCUCACUAUCAUGACUCUCAGUCCCUCUACCAUGAUCCUAAGACCAUAUACCAAGACACUCACUUCGACCACCAAGACCCUACUCUCUACCACGACCAACCUCACUCCCCUACCCACUACCACGACCAACCUCACUCCCCUACCCACUACCACGACCAACCUCACUCCCCUACCCACUACCACGACCAACCUCACUCCCCUACCCACUACCACGACCAACCUCACUCCUCUUACCACGAGCCCCAACCCCACUUCCCUGACCCCCAUUCCCUCCAAGGAGACUGGGAUAGUGCUUAUGCGGAGGAGCACUCUUCUACCAUCCACCAAUACCCCCCUCUGUCCCCAAACAGCCCCCACGGACAGGAGGAGGAGAGGUGUGUCAGGGUGAGUCGCUCUACCCUUAGCCACCCGUCAACAGGGACCCACAGCGAUCCCAGUCCCAGGCGAGGAGCCCCGAUCCUUGGGGAGAGACGCGACGCCAGCCUCUCCCUGGAGGGUUUGGAGCUUGCUGGGGUGGCAGACAGCAGCAUCUUUGACUACUGCCAGACCAGCGAGGUGGAGUCGGACACUGAGACCCUCCAUAAGUCAGCAGAUGAGGGGGAUGGGGAGUCGGCUCACUGGGGGUGCGGAGUAGAGGAAGAGGAGGAGGAAGAGGGGGGCUUUGAGACCCUUGGGGAGAGAGGAGGCCCUCAGAGCUCCAGUAUCAGUCUGGGCAUGCCCAGUGGAGCUGGAGGGGGAGAGAUAAUGGGGGAGGCGGGGGAGAGUCAGAGCAACACUGGAGACAGCGGGAUAGACUCGCCACGGACCCGUGUGACUCUGGCGACCAACAACACAGUGAUUCUGGAGGGUCUAAAGAGAAGAGGUUUCCUACAGAACCUGGAGAAACUGCACUCCAAAAGCUCCGCCAUGAGACCACAGAGCUCUUUGCUACAGCUCACACCAGUCAUGAACGUAUAAGAAACCAUAGGCCCCCAGAUGCAUCUCCGAGGGAGGGACAUUGAGCUCCCUUACGCAGCUCCCUGAUGCAGCUCCGUCUGUUCCGCCAUCAAAAAGCGUGGGAAGUAGGAAGAACGUGCUAUCAGAUAUCGGGAUCACAGCCCCAGUCUUCUUGGACUUAUAGCAUCUGUUUUUUCCCCCACUGCUGUCAUUAACCUGCUGUGAACACCUAGCUUUUCCUCAUUGUCUAUGCUGGUUAUUUAUCCAGUCGUCCAGACCUGCCCCAGUGGACGUCCUUGUAUAUUUUAUUUCCCCCCAUUCUGUAUAUAACAUUUAUCAACAAAUAUAUCCUGAGAUGUAUUCAGCUAACGACUAGUGAAUCUGCUGUGAUGAAUGCAUGAUCAGUCAAUAGGUGGUGUGGAUGUAAGAGGUUGUACUAUGAGUUGGCAUGGUUUUUCCACUACAUUCCACUUGGCCUGAAAUGACAAAAGUACUCAGUACUGUAUUAUUAUUAUUUUUGACAUCUUUCCUUGUAGCCAUGUGUAACACAUAUAAAUAUUUA